Molecule: messenger RNA, 1281 nt
Organism: Acyrthosiphon pisum (pea aphid)
Lineage: Eukaryota; Metazoa; Arthropoda; Insecta; Hemiptera; Aphididae
Product: transmembrane protein 138
Exons: 4
Coding region: 655-1161 (168 amino acids)
Cellular component (GO): cilium
Source: RefSeq, a predicted model, not a curated record
ACGGGGUUUGGCUUUUAUAUUUUAUUCGUAUGUCCAACCACACGUUUCCGCGAACACAGAAAACUCUCAAAAAAAAUGUCUUGUUUCCACUCUGGAACCAAAUAUAGGUACACCGGAGAACCCUAGCUCCUAAAAACUACCCCCACCAUGGCUCCACCUAAAUCCUAUCCACGCCAGAUGGCAUACAGCCAUACAAGUGCGGUACACAGGACAUAUAUAGGUACUCGUUUCGUGUGCGUCUGCAGUGUUCGUCCUACCUAUUAUUAUUAUUAUUAAUAUCCUACCUGAACAUCGCUAUACCGCUCGCCGUUCGCACACGUUAUAUAGUACGUUAAACGGUCGUCUGGCUUAACACACACACACGGCUCAUGCGUGCCACGAUGUGUUCUCUCAUGCGUGUGCAUGUGUAAAACAUUGUGUUAUUAUUAUUAGUAUUUAUUACCUACCGUGGUUGUGCGUUGUUCGAUGUUCACUGGACGGAAACGCGAAUGGCGAGGCGAACAGACGUUGCUAUAGGGACCGCCGCGAGUUUUCCGGCUAAACAAUAAAAAAAACAGUCACCGACGGCGGUCGAGGAGGGGGCCGGGCUUGAUCGAGUUCAGCAGCAGCUCUUGUGCACCUCAGCUGCACACUCGAGGGAGGCCUGUCGAAGGAAUGCGACUGUCCGAGUUCAGGUACACCCUGGUGCUGGUCGUCCAGCUGGCGCUGCUCGCCAUCGACCUGUUGUUCAACACGUUCAUCCAUCGGUACCUGGCCAACACGGGCAUUUCCAUUUUGCUCUUCGUGCUUCAAGACAUCGGUCAGCUGGUCGCCAUCGCGGUGUUGCUCAUCACGUUCUUCCAGACCAACAUAUUUCAGGCCGGUUUCAUUGUGCUGCUGUUCAACGAGUUCCGGUCGACCAUCAUCACCGGCGUCGGUUAUUUUAUACUAACCCUAUUCGUGCAGGUGUGGACACUUACGAACCGUUUCAAGGGCCAGGUGUAUUUCUACUGGCCGGACGGACUUUACGUGUUUUUUGUCCUGCACAAGUUCACUUCAUGUUUGCAUUACUACUUGUACAAAAGAACAGCCCUAUGUAUAUCAGAUCCCAAAUUUUACACCGAUGAAUGGAUUAACCAUCGUAUAAAUCAAGAAUCAGAUCAGAGAAGUCCUAAGUAUUGAUGAAUAAUGAAAUUGGAUGAAUGAAGUAUAUUGUUAAGAUAGGAAAUUAAUAAUAAAUUAUGAUACAAUAUCGAUCAUAAAUGGUUGGCAACUAAUUAAAAUCACAUCAAUUUACUCAUA